Diachasma alloeum is the source of this 1515-nucleotide messenger RNA. Its product is annotated as tektin-3-like. Gene Ontology annotation, biological process: cilium assembly; cilium movement involved in cell motility. NCBI's taxonomy places the organism in Eukaryota, Metazoa, Arthropoda, Insecta, Hymenoptera, Braconidae. The record is from RefSeq and is a predicted model, not a curated record. Bases 1 to 1515 code for a protein of 504 amino acids. Gene Ontology annotation, cellular component: nucleus; microtubule cytoskeleton. The transcript is spliced from 8 exons.
AUGGAGACGUCGACAGUGAUGUAUACCCAACUUCAGCCGUGGAGUUCGGUCAAUGUGUCUCCGUGCAUGGAGAAAAUUUCGGGGCUUCCGGCUCCCGCGAGGGUGGGAGAGCAUUACAAAACCCCGAGACCUCACCCCUGGAGACCGACGCUGGGAUAUGAGACUGUGGAACUCUCUCCUCUUCAUUCGCAACCAAUCACGAAUAAGCACUCGGACCCCUGCUACACCCCCCAGGGGAUGACAACAGAGCCCCUGAAAUUUCCGAAUCUAGUGACUGGCUUCGACAGAAAUCCCUCUCACGCUGCUCGUGCCGCUCUUUACACGAGGUACACUCCCUGCGAGUGGAGUCAGAACCAGAUCCGCCUGGGGAAUGAAGUCAACGCGAAUCGCCUUCAUUCGGAUCAACUCAGGGAUUCCGCGGUGACGAUCAUGAGGGAGGCGGACGAGAAGGUGAGGGUGGGGCAGGACGAGGCGGGAAGAAAGCUCGGAGAGAGGAUUACGGAUAUUAAUUUCUGGGAGAGAGAGCUGUCCAUGGAGUUGGAGAGGAUUAUCAUCGAGAAUGGGAAAAUGCAGGAGUGCAAGAGGACCUUGCAGAAAGCCAUUCACGACCUGGAGGCGCCCAUUCAUAUCGCCCAGGAGUGCCUGUAUCACAGGGAGGCGCGAAAAGGAAAUGAAUUGGUCCACGACGAGCCAGAGCAAGCCCUCCUGAGAGAAAUCGAAAAUUGUCGUAAUUGUCUCAAAAAAUUGGAGCAAUUCGUGGAGAAAACGGUGAAGCGGUUGACAGAGGGGAGAGCGGCUCAAAAUGAGCUGGAGCUGGACAUAAGUAAUAAAAACACAGCUCUGGGGAUCGACACAAUGUGCAAACAGUUGAAUAACUUUAGCAAUGGACUGGAGUACUACGGAGGCAUCGAGAAAUACGUUAACUGCCCAACAGACGCUGAAUCCUGGGCCCAAGCCUCCAACGACACGGUGAAGAGAUCCCAAAAAUGUCGAGAAUUCUCCCAGCAACUGCAGGAUGAAAUUGACACCACAAUCAACACAGUUGCGCAGACCAUCUGGGAGGCCUGGAGUAGCACCAACAACGCACUAUCCAGGAGGAUCACUGAGACAUUGUUGGCUAAACAAAAAAUCCAAUGCCAUUUGCAUAACAUUCAGACAGAUAUCUUCGGGAUUGAGAAGAAUGUCGAGCUGAUAAAAAAGGGCAUAUCAGACAAAUCUGCAGCUCUGAAAGUCGCUCACACCCGUUUGGAGGCCAGGAAUCAUCGCCCAGAGUCUGAACUCUGUUGCGAUUACGCUCAUCAGAGAAUAGUCCAGGAGGCUGAAACCAUAAAAUCCCUGAUCGAUGUGUUGCACUCGAAAUUGCAGGAGUGUGAGGCUCAGCAUCAGCAGUUGUUACGCACCCGGGCUCAUCUCGAGACUGACCUGAAGGCCAAAACCGAUGCGAUAUUCAUCGAUCGAGAGAAGUGCAUGGGAAUGCGUCGAAGUUAUCCGAUAGUAAAAACAGUGAAGUACUGA